AAAUUUUAGUACAAAAACACAAAUAAACAAUUUUCGAAAUAAAAAUCAAAAAAAAAUAAAUUUCAAAUUCAAAAUGCAUUUUUGGCCCUUUAAGAAAUCUGAAAACGAAAACAAAACUAAAGAUAUAAAAAAUGAGGAUGCAUCUAAUAAAUUUAGUCAAUUUUAUAACAUUGGCCAACAAUUUAAUGAAUUUAUCCACAAUAAUAUGCCAAUAGGUUUUGAACAGAAAUUUAAUAAAACUAAACCCUAUAUAAUGGCCAGCUUUAUAGCUUGGCCGGUAUUUUGGUUAUACCGGGGUUUGGAAUGGAGCAGUCAUAGGCAGAAUGCUAGAUUGCCCAUGUAUAUACAAAAGACCUAUUUACAGGCAAAAUUUAUGCAAUUUUCCAUAAUAAUGUUUGGUUUGACAUUAGCUUCUCUAAUGGAAAAUAGUGCAUCGGAAAUCACAAAUACUUCGAAUGAAAUUAAACGUUAAAGAACAAACUAUGAUUCCAAACAAUCCACAAAUAUCACAAAAUCCACUCAUAAAAAAAUUUAUUUUCAAACUUUGACAACUCUAUUGAAAAAUAUUUUACGAUAUUUGUUACUUCAAAUUAAACGAUAUUCAUUGAAUUAUAUUUUUUAUUUAUUUUUUUCUACAUUUCGGCAAAUAUGUGCUAAAUUUUUUUAACAAUUAUUCAAAAAAAUCAUAAAAUUUUGCAUAAUGGUAAUUUUAAACGUCUUUCAAGAUAUUUACAAUUAUGUGUUUGUGAAAAAUGUCAGCAAAAAACCCAACUUGGGCGAGGAUUUACGUCUUGUUAUGCAAAGUUCUGAAUUCGAAAAACAACUAAGUGCCUCAUCACCCUUCCUGAUAACCGGUCUAAUAGCUUGGCCUUCGUAUUGGCUGUAUCGUGGUGUAGAAUGGCAUCGUGUAAGGAAUAUUGAACCAUUACCUUUGUAUAUAAGAAAAACAUUUUAUCGCGCCAAAGUUUUGGAAUUUUGCAUUUUAUUAACCGGCAUUUUAAUGGCUAUACGUUCAACUCAUAAAGCCUUUUCCAAUCAGUUUGAACUAAAGGAUAUGGUACAGAAAAAAUAGAAAUUGUUGUAGAGUUAUUUAAAAUUUUUUGUAUUUUUAGUAAUUCAAGUAAUGUAACGAAAUUAAUUGUAUAUA
Calliphora vicina (urban bluebottle blowfly) is the source of this 1147-nucleotide messenger RNA. RefSeq lists its product as uncharacterized. The record is from RefSeq and is a predicted model, not a curated record. The transcript has 5 exons. Lineage: Eukaryota; Metazoa; Arthropoda; Insecta; Diptera; Calliphoridae. Bases 701 to 1072 code for a protein of 123 amino acids.